This is a messenger RNA of Pipistrellus nathusii (Nathusius's pipistrelle), 1971 nucleotides long. The record is from the annotation of a GenBank genome assembly. Lineage: Eukaryota; Metazoa; Chordata; Mammalia; Chiroptera; Vespertilionidae.
AUGGCGGAGGGUGCAGCGGAGGCCCCAGCAGAGAAUGGUGGCGGUGGCGGUGGCGGUGGCGACGGCGACUUAGGAGCCGGCGCGCUGGAACGGGGAGUGGCGCCCAUUAAACCUCGAUACCUCACCACCAAGGAGCAGUUCCACGAAUUCCUGGAAGCUGGAGGGCAGGAGAAGCCCAGCCAGGAAACCAAGGGAGGAAACCAUUAUGACCUUGACCUGACUGAGCCUGAAGCCAAGCGGAUCCGACUGGAGGAUGGACAGGCAGGAGAGGGCGCCGCGGAGGAGGCAGCUGAGCACCUGGAGCAGCCUCAGGCUCAGAAGAGAGCUCGGGGUCAGAACAAGGGCAGGCCUCACAUAAAACCCACCCACUAUGACAAGAACAGGCUCUGUCCCUCCGUUGUGCAGGGAUCAGCUGCAAAGUGCUUUUUUGGUGAUCGCUGUCGUUUCCUACACGAUGUGAGGUGGUACCUGGAGACGAAGCCACCUGACCUGGGCCCCCGCUGUGUGCUGUUCGAGAACUACGGCAGGUGCCCCUAUGGUGUGACCUGCCGCUUCGCCGGGGCCCAUCUGGGGCCUGAGGGCCAGAACCUGGUGAGAGAGGAGGUGGUCCCGGCCCCUCCCGUCCGCAACAGCUUGGACAAAGCUCUGCAGCAGCAGCUGCGAAAGCGCAAGGUCCAUUUUGAGCGUGCCGAGCAGGCCCUGCACCAGCUAGGCAAGAGCCACCUGCCAAGCCCCACCCCUUCUGCCACUGUCCCUGAGGUCUCAGGGGCUGAGAGUGCCCCAGGGCAGGACGACUGUGAUGCCCAGCAGCCCCCCCUGGCGCCCUGCACUGGCACCCCUCCCAGCAGCCCCGUGCAGACCUGCGGGCCCCUGACGGAUGAGGACAUAGUCAGGCUUCGGUCUUGUGAGAAGAGGCAGCUUGACAUCGGUGGCAAACUGUACCUGGCCCCCCUUACCACGUGUGGGAACCUGCCUUUCCGGCGAAUCUGCAAGCGCUUCGGGGCUGACGUGACGUGUGGGGAGAUGGCUGUCUGCACCAACUUGCUGCAGGGCCAGUCGUCCGAGUGGGCCCUGCUCAAACGCCACCAGUGCGAGGACAUCUUUGGUGUCCAGCUGGAGGGUGCUUUCCCGGACACCAUGACCAAGUGUGCAGAGCUGCUGAACCGCACCAUCGACGUGGAUUUCGUGGACAUCAACGUUGGCUGCCCCAUCGACCUUGUGUACAAGAAGGGUGGGGGCUGCGCCCUCAUGAACCGCUCGGCCAAGUUCCAGCAGAUCGUGCGUGGCAUGGACCAGGUGCUGGACGUGCCGCUGACCGUGAAGAUCCGCACGGGUGUGCAGGAGCGCGUGAACCUGGCACACAGGCUGCUGCCCAAGCUGCGGGAAUGGGGGGCAGCCCUGGUCACGCUGCAUGGCCGCUCUCGGGAGCAGCGCUACACCAAGCUGGCCGACUGGCAGUACAUCAGGCAGUGCGUGGCGGCAGCCAGCCCCAUGCCCCUGUUCGGAAACGGGGACAUCUUGUCCUACGAGGACGCUCACUGCGCCAUGCAGACCGGUGUCACUGGAAUCAUGAUUGCGCGUGGCGCCCUGCUCAAGCCGUGGCUGUUCACGGAGAUCAAGGAGCAGCGACACUGGGACAUUUCCUCCGCCGAGCGCCUGGACAUCUUGCGGGACUUCACGCACUACGGCCUGGAACACUGGGGCUCGGACACGCAGGGCGUGGAGAAGACCCGCCGCUUCCUCCUCGAGUGGCUCUCCUUCCUGUGCAGGUAUGUGCCUGUGGGCCUGCUGGAGCGGCUCCCACAGAGGAUCAACGAGCGGCCCCCCUACUACCUGGGCCGAGACUACCUGGAGACACUCAUGGCCAGUCAGAGGGCCGCCGACUGGAUCCGGAUCAGUGAGAUGCUGCUGGGACCUGUGCCGUCCAAUUUCGUCUUCGUGCCGAAACACAAGGCCAAUGCAUACAAGUAG